CAGGACGAGAUGCUCGUAACUGGUGUCCAGCACUGUCCAGUUGACGGCGAAACUGACUAAGAAAAGAAAGUUAUGGCUACAGCUUCAACUUCUUGCCCACAUCCUAGUUUACGCAGAAAUUACUUCGUUUCUUCUCCAAGAUCUCCUUUCUGUAGUUUCUCCUACCAAUCAAGCUUCGUCGGCUCCAAAAUCCCCAAGAAAUGGCUCUCGUUGACCGACAAAGCUCGAUCCAAUCGAACUGAUCCGUUGACUUGCUCGCGUCCGAACCUGACAUGCUCGUCAUCUUCCCACACUUCCGAUGUCGUAAUUAUCGGUGCCGGAGUAAUCGGGUUGACAAUCGCCCGGCAGUUCCUCCUCGGGUCGGACCUGUCGGUCGCCGUCGUCGACAAGGCAGUCCCUUGCUCCGGCGCCACCGGUGCUGGGCAGGGUUACUUAUGGAUGGCGCACAAGACCCCUGGUAGUGAUAUAUGGGAAUUAGCAAUGAGAAGCCACGAGCUAUGGCGGAUGUUUGCCGAGAGUCUCCAUGAACAAGGCAUGAAUCCUCAAGACCAUUUGGGUUGGAAGAACACAGGCAGCUUGUUAAUUGGUAGAACUCCGGAAGAGUUGGAUGUUUUGAAAAGGCGGGUGAAGCUGCUUAGUGAUGCUGGGUUGAGAUCAGAGUACCUGUCUGCCAGUGACUUGCUUCUGAAGGAACCGGCUCUCAUGGUUGAAAAAGAUAGUGGGGCUGCUUUUGUGCCUGAUGACUGCCAAUUGGAUGCUCGACGAGCUAUCGAUGUUAUUUUGAAGGCGAACAGGAAUUUUUCGACGCAAGGCAGAUACACCGAGUUCUUUCAUGAUCCAGUUACAAGUUUAUUAAGAUCUGGUGGCAGCGAUGAGGUCGUAGGUGUUAAGACUGUAAAGAAUACAUUACACGGAAAGGUCAUUGUUGUAGCAGCUGGUUGUUGGAGUGGCUCUUUGACACAGGACCUGUUUAGAGAAUUAGACAUUGUAUUAAAUGUCCCUGUAAAACCUCGAAAGGGUCACCUGCUAGUGCUUAAGAACUUCAGCUACCUUCAACUAAAUCAUGCUCUGAUGGAAGUCGGAUAUGUUGCUCACCAAACUGCAACUCAACUUCCUGGGAGAUUGACUUCCGAAGUAUCUGAUCAUAGACAAAACUUGUCUAUUUCGAUGACUGCCACCAUCGAUACCUUGGGAAACCUUCUCCUUGGGAGUAGCCGAGAGUUUGCUGGUUUUAGCACUGAGAUGGAAGAAUCUGUCACUAAUCGUAUAUGGGAGCGAGCUACGGAUUUCUUUCCCAAAUUGAAAGAACACUCCCUCUCUGAUUUCAUUAAGAGAAGAGAAGUGAGAGUAGGACUACGGCCUUGCAUGCCUGAUGGGAAGCCAGUAAUUGGGCCCGUGACAGGUUUGUCAAAUGUGUUGCUAGCAACUGGACAUGAAGGCGGCGGGCUUUCGAUGGCUCUGGGGACUGCUGAAAUGAUUGCUGAUAUGGUGUUGGGCAAUCAGGAGAAAGUGGAUUAUGCACCAUUCGCUGUUCAAGGCCGAUGUUGUCAAUAAAACAUUUUCUGAACAGCAGAAGUAGUAUGCAUCGGUUUUCCUGAGCAUUUCAAUAGCAUUUCAAUGUUGGCAAGUAUAUGGAUGUGUUCCUGUGAAAUCUUAAGGUUGUGCGGCCAGAGAACUCAGUCUCUAUAAGUUUUGUUUCGAAAUGUAACCACAGGUGAAAAUUAACAAUAAACAAUCACAAUGUGGUGGAUGUUAUUCGCAAAGAAUUAUUGAUGCUUGCAUUUAUGCUAUGGCUGGAUGCUUGAAAUGUCUAGAUCCAAUCUCCUGGUCCCUGCAGAAUUGGAAGGGAGGGUAUUUUUUUUUCUUCUGCCUCCUCGCCUAUUGAUUGGACACUUUCUACGGCAUAUGAGAAAGAAUGAAAGAAAAUGCUCGAUUGGUACGAUCCCAAAAGAGGGGUGAUAAUUAAUUUUACAUGGCCUGAAAAUUCUAGCUUUCUCUUGUUUACGGUUAUUUCUUGGCCAUGGAUAUAUUGAAUUUUACUUGAUGAAUUAUUUAGCUGAAGACACUCAAAGUUUUAACCUGCGUUUUGCGUUUAGUUAAACAGAGAG
Molecule: messenger RNA, 2108 nt
Organism: Morus notabilis
Lineage: Eukaryota; Viridiplantae; Streptophyta; Magnoliopsida; Rosales; Moraceae
Exons: 9
Coding region: 73-1554 (493 amino acids)
Cellular component (GO): cytoplasm
Molecular function (GO): oxidoreductase activity
Source: RefSeq, a predicted model, not a curated record